UGUCCCCUGGUUGAAAAGUUAUUGUAAUGUUAUUGUAUACUGCUGUAAGAUAAAAACACAGGCAACACCAUGGGCCAUCAGAGCCAGACACGGCGACAUGGCAAAAACCGGCAGUGAGAGAAAGCUUUUCUCCUCCAGACAGCGGCUGUCCAACACUGAUGACGAGCUCGCCGUCAUCGAAAAUGGAGAAAGCAGGGCUUCUCUGUGUGAAGAUAUCUCGGAGAGAGCGCUGUCUUCAGAUUCUCACAGAAACUCCUUCACAGGAUCCGGGGCGAUGGCCAGGCUCUCUUACUUCUUCUUCACGCUGUGGAACUGGGCGUCUCACAGAGUUCACCCCGAGGUGGAGCGACGCGACUCAUUCCUCGACCGCUUCAGGGGCCCCGAGCUCAAAGAGACGUCGAGAGAAAGCAACGCUCAGUCUUUGGGGUCCUGUGACGUCGCCCGCAAGAGGAAGUGAGUACGGGAAUGUAUGCAGCACUGAUACCUUAACAGUUAAAGGGUAUUUCACCAACAAAAUAAACAAAAAAUCUCAGGAAAGCAUAACAUAA
This is a messenger RNA of Notothenia coriiceps (black rockcod), 548 nucleotides long. Its product is annotated as cyclic nucleotide-gated channel cone photoreceptor subunit alpha-like. The record is from RefSeq and is a predicted model, not a curated record. The coding region runs from base 98 to 457 and encodes 119 amino acids. NCBI's taxonomy places the organism in Eukaryota, Metazoa, Chordata, Actinopteri, Perciformes, Nototheniidae. The transcript has 4 exons.